This is a messenger RNA of Camellia sinensis, 2067 nucleotides long. Its product is annotated as beta-1,2-xylosyltransferase XYXT1. Lineage: Eukaryota; Viridiplantae; Streptophyta; Magnoliopsida; Ericales; Theaceae. Gene Ontology annotation, molecular function: glycosyltransferase activity. The record is from RefSeq and is a predicted model, not a curated record.
CCCAAUCUCUCUCUCUCUCUCUCUCUCUCCACCUUUCAUGGAAAAUGCCGGCAACUAUCUAGCUAUAUAGUUCUUGAAAGGUUUAAAAGCUGGUUAGGCUUAGUCUAAACAAACCUUGAAACACUCUAAACACAUCCCAAAAAGAAAAAAUAUAUAUAUAAGAUGUAUGACACCAUUUUGGCUAGAAGCUUUAGUAGACAUGACCAAAAGAAGUUGGGUUGUGGAGCUUUUGUUGGUUGUCUGAUCAUUGCAUUCAGUGUUUGUACUGUUUUUAAGCCUUAUUUGGGUCCUAUACCAGUUUUGAAUUUGCAGUUGUUGCGGGUUGGCAGUGUCAAGAUGCUAAUGACUGAGGAAAGAAGAAACCCCCCGGUAAUGACCGAGGAAAUAAGCAACCCUCCCCUAAUGAAGGAAAUAAGCAACCCUCUGGUAAUGAACCACCCGGUAAUGAUGACCGAGGAAAUAAGCAGCCCUCCACCAAUAACCGAGGAAAUAAGCAACCCUCCGGUAAUGACAGAGGAAGUAAGAUACCCUCCCCUAAUGACCAAGGCAAUAAGCAGCGCCCAUCAAAUGGAUAUCCCAACAAAACAAGUCAAGCUAGUUUGCAACUUUUCAGCACCAAGGUCAGAUGUCUGCGAAAUGACCGGUGAUAUUCGGAUUCAAGGCAACUCAUCCACUGUUUUUGUCCCCCUAACUGACAACACGGUCACUUUGUCAGAAAACAGUUCAUGGAUCAUAAGGCCUUACGCUCGAAAAGGAGACAGAACCGCAAUGGACACUGUUCGGGAAUUCACAGUCAAGACAGAAACAUCUUCCAAAAACAUCAUCCCUCAUUGCACCCACAAUCACAGUGUUCAAGCCAUUGUUUUUUCGACAAGUGGGUAUGCCGGAAACCACUUCCAUGACUUCACUGACAUCGUGAUUCCGCUAUACCUAACCGCUCGGGAAUUCAAUGGAGAAGUACAAUUUGUUGUAACAAACAAAAACCCUUGGUGGAUUAUCAAGUAUCAAACAAUAUUGAAAAAGUUGUCCAAAUAUGAGAUAAUUGACAUUGACAAAGCAGUUGGAGUUCAUUGCUUCCCAAGCAUGAUUGUUGGUCUCAAACAACACAAAGAGUUCGACAUUGACCCAUCAAGGUCUCCAUAUUCCAUGAAAGAGUUCAGAAAGUUCUUGAGAGAAGCCUACUCAUUAAAGAGAGAAACCACAAUCAAAUUAAGAGAUCAAAAAAUAGUAGUUCCACUUCCAGUGCACAAGACUCCUGCCACUAUGGGGUCUGGGGAAGUGAAAAGGCCUCGGCUUUUGAUUAUUUCGAGAAAAAGAACCCGGUCAUUUACAAACGAAAGGGAGAUAGUUAAAAUGGCUGAAAGGUUGGGAUUUGAUGUGAUCAUGACUGAGGCGAACUCAAAAGUAGCCCCGUUUGCACAGCUCGUGAACUCAUGUGAUGUGAUGAUGGGGGUGCAUGGAGCUGGCCUAACCAACAUUGUUUUUCUUCCAGAGAAAGCUGUUUUCAUCCAAAUAGUUCCUUUGGGGAAAAUGGAAUGGUUGGCUAAUACUGACUUUGGACAGCCAGCAAAGGAUAUGAACCUAAACUACAUUGAAUACAAGAUUGGUGAAAAAGAGAGCUCUCUGAGAGAACAAUACCCACGUGAUCAUCAAGUUUUUAGGGACCCUAAUGCAAUAAUUAAGCAAGGAUGGCUUGCUUUUAGGGCAGUGUACUUGGACAAACAAAAUGUGAAGCUUGAUGUGAGAAGGUUUAGAGGAACUCUGAUUGAAGCUAAGAAGCUUCUGCAUCUGUAAGUAAUCCUGGUUUUACAGAGAAGAGGGUUUCAGUGUGCAUAUGUAUCAGUAAUCCUCAUUUAUUUUGUUUCUCAUUUUCCAAGUUUGAAGUUCCUUGCAAUCUUGCAAGGUGAUUUUUUAUUUAUCCCCAUGUUAAUUAGCAACAUCAUUUUCUCUCUCUAGUAGUGGUUAGAAGUUUAUCAAUACGGUCCAAUCUUCUCUCCUAAUUAGAAAGAAGCAGGGCUCAAUCAUGUAAAAAUCUUGAAAUACAUUUAUGAUAAUCUGUUUUGUUCA